CAGAUUAUUGAUAUAUAAAUAUCUCCUGCUGUAUUGUAAGAGUUUAAUUACUGGUAUCAGAGGACAGUACCACUUCGUGUGCCUACCCACAGAUUCCAUCUACGACAAUCUCAGGUACCACUUCGUGUGCCUACCCACAGAUUCCAUCUACGACAAUCUCAGGUACCACUUCGUGUGCCUACCCACAGAUUCCAUCUACGACAAUCUCAGGUACCACCUCGUGUGCCUACCCACAGAUUCCAUCUACGACAAUCUCAUAUGACGAACCAAAUGUUGUUCCUAGUAUUGACACUAUUGGUGAUGGGGUCGAUAUCGGAAAACAAAGUUUUUGGAAUGACAGAAGCGGAAGUACAGAUGUUUGGUGUUUCCGGUGAACAUUCAGCGGCUGUGUCCAUUGCAACAGGAAUGACCAUGUACAUCAUAACAUCCAAUGGUUUACCGGACCAUCACUGGCAGACAGUGAACCCUUAAUGCACCACGGCCACAGAACCACCAAAUCAAGAUCCCAAUUAAUCCAAUAGUAUCCGUAACGAAGAGUUGUCUCCCCAUGGGGAAGAUAGGUCUCACCAGGACUGGGGUAUCGUUAUAUAACCCUCUUGCCAGAGACAGCAAAAAUGCAGUUGAGGGUCCGUAUGCUGAGACGUUUGACAAUUGCGAUGGACAUGCAAACAAACAUGGAGACUAUCACUAUCACAAACUGCCCUCGUCAUGUCUUUGGCGAAACGAGGUAGACUACCUUAUUGGCGUUGCUAUGGAUGGAUAUCCCAUAUAUGGCCCAAAUACAACAGGAUUCGCUACAUGGCUGACCACCAGUGACCUGGACAAUUGUCACGGAAAGACAGUGGGAGGGAACUACCGGUAUAUUGCCACUGAGGACUUCCCUUACCUUCUCGGGUGUUUCCAUGGUAACGUGAUCGACACCGAAAUUCGUACUUCAGCAGUUUGUGGGGCAAAUUCGAGUGAUGCUUUCGCAAAAUGGAGAGGUUACUUGUGUAGCUGUGAUGAUGCUAGAUCUAUGACGCCAUUGUCGCUGUCGACUUUGCUUAUCGUCACCAUGGCUAUGUCUAAACUCCUGGUCUAGCAACGGGGAAAGAAAGCUCCAGGACGCCGAGACGAAUGAGUAAUUGGAAAUAUGCAUAAGUAGAAAAAUAUCCCGUAAGGGUGAUCGACUUCAAUAAAGACGGGUAGAAUAAAAAGAAAUGUUAAAAUAGGUGACGUCAUUUGUUUAUGAAAGGUUAUGUUUACAUUCCUCUUCCGAUAAUCCUGCUUACUCAUGGCAAGCAACAAGAAAUAAGGAAUGUGUAAACUAACCGCAAUUCUUACUCAAAAUUAAUUGAUGGACAGCAAAAUAUGAACAAAACAUAUGUUUACAAGAAGACUUAAAACUUACAGGGAUAAUAGACGAUUGAAAGGGUAAUUGUACAGGUUUAAUACAGGCAAUGUCACGCUCUCAAAAUGAGAGCUAGGAUAGUAAUAACGGGAUUAACAACAAACACGUCUUUAAAGUAAUCCCAACUAGACAAAGAAACGUUCACACAAUGGUUUUUGUAUCAUGUUUAAUAUCGUCUGUGCCGUUUUCACUAGACUGAGAAACAGCUUACAAUAAAGUAGCUACGGUUUAUGGUAAUAACACUUCCAGCAAGAUGCGUCCGAAUGUGACGGUUGAACUUUUCCCCAAAGAUUUCACAUUGUUGAUGACUCCCUAUGUGAUAUUAGUUUAAUCGUGUCCUGUUCUGUUUAUCUUGUGGUAUAGUUUGUAAUUGAUAUUAAUGUGUUUCCGCGGAUAGGUUACGGAUAAUACAAGUCUGUACUCUAUCACUUGAAAUGUAUAAUUUCCGAUUUUCGAGAUUGUUAAUAACCCCGAAAAUACAUGCAACGAAUCUACCUGAAUUUGAAGACUCACCGUACAAUUUAUUCAUUGGUAUGAUUGGACCCACAAAAAGUAUCUACCAAUAUUUCAUUUUGAUACUAUAAACAAACUACCUUUUCAAUGUUAUUAUCCUGUACACAAUUACAGCUGUUGUUUUGAAAAUAAAGUGAUUUUUAAAGAUUGUUUCGUGUUUUGCGUUUGUUUAUAGUUGUUUGUCACACACUGAACAGCCAGGGUCAAUUUGAGACGAGUUCUCCUUGUAUCAAAUGGUGAACAGCAGAACUCCAGAGCAAUAAGGCUAUAAACCCAAGGGUACAACCAUGACAGCACAGACCGGUCCGUUCUCUCAGCUUCCAUAGAAACACAAACUUACAUGGAUAGGGAGCGUCGAUUAUAGCUACAAAUAUAUAUUCUGGGUUAAUCUUGUAUUCAGUAGUUGAUAAUAUAUAUAUAUAUAUAAUACGAGGAGUGAUUGAUAUGUUGUGAGCCUCAUAUUGAAGGAUUUGAAUUUUGCCGAACAUAUUGUAUUAUUUUUCAACAUAACCCCCUUCAGUAUCUAUACACUUUUGACAGCGGUGUUAAGGGCUUCAAUAUGCCACUUUUAUAGAACUCCUUUUCUUGGCUGUUCAGAAAGUCAGUUCCACUGCAAGAAUGACGUCAUCAUCGGACUGAAAGUGGGUGCCUGAAAUAGAUGUAAGUCUGAUGGAGUGAGAUCAGGUGAAUAAGGCGGAUGAUCAAUCAAUUUAAAGCCCCAAUCGUCAAUGGCAUCCAUUGCAUUAAUAGACUUGUGAACAGGAGCAUUGUCCAGAUGGAAUAACACACCUUUAGUGAGCUUUCCACGGCGCUUAAGUUUAAAAUUUUCCCUUAACUGCCUCAGAAGUGAAACAUAAUAUGUGUCAUUGAUUGUUUGUCCCUUUUGGAGAUAUACAUUUUUCUGCAUCAAAGAAAACCUUCCCAGCUGAUGGAACAGUCUUUGCCUUCUUUGGCGGAGGAGAGCCAGGGUGCUGCCAUUUUUUCAAUUGUUGUUUUGCCUCUGGGGUAAAAUGAUGUACCCAUGUUUCAUCUAUAGUUACAAAUCUCUGAAGAAAAUUGGCAGGAUCUUCCUCAAAAAGGUUAAGAUUAGCACGUGAUAAUGUGCGCCUGCUAUGCGUCUGAUCAACUUUCAGAAGUCCUGGUACCCAUCGGGCCGAAAGCUUUCUCAUUGCAAGGUCCUCGGUCAGAAUGGAAUAUACUCUUUCCUGUGAAAUACCAACUCUACUGGCUAUUUAUCUUUCUGUGACUCGUCUCUCAGUGAUAACAAUGCCAUGAACUUUAUUGACCAUUUCUGGGGUUGCAACAUUAACAGGCCUUCCAGGACGGGGAUCAUCCUCAACGCUCUAUCGGUCGCGCUUAAAUUCCGCCACCCACCUUUUUA
Messenger RNA from Pecten maximus, 3284 nucleotides. RefSeq lists its product as uncharacterized. The record is from RefSeq and is a predicted model, not a curated record. The transcript is spliced from 5 exons. Lineage: Eukaryota; Metazoa; Mollusca; Bivalvia; Pectinida; Pectinidae. Bases 548 to 1081 code for a protein of 177 amino acids.